This is a messenger RNA of Vigna unguiculata (cowpea), 998 nucleotides long. RefSeq names its product peroxidase 31 pseudogene. The record is from RefSeq and is a predicted model, not a curated record. NCBI's taxonomy places the organism in Eukaryota, Viridiplantae, Streptophyta, Magnoliopsida, Fabales, Fabaceae.
UCUUCCUCUCCCUAUCAUUCCUCCCCUCCAUGCAAAACAAACUCACUCCCGAUUACUACAAAAAAACCUGUCCCAACUUCCUCGAAACCGUCCGAAAAAUCGUUAAAGAAAAACAACAUAACACGCCCUCCACCGCCGCCGCCACCCUCCGCCUCCUCUUCCACGACUGCAUGGUCGGCGGCUGCGACGCCUCCAUCCUCGUCACCUCCAACGCCUACAACACCGCCGAGCGCGACCACGCCGUCAACCUCCAACUCUCCGGCGACGGCUUCGACGCCGUCUUGCGUGUCAAGAACGUCCUCGAGCUGGAGUGCCCGAACGUCGUCUCGUGCGCCGACAUCCUCGCCGCUGCCGCCAGUGAACUGGUGGCGAACUCCGGCGGACCCACCUUCACGGUCCAAUUCGGGCGAAAAGACUCCCUGGAAUCGAAAAUCUCCAGCUCGGAAAACCAGUUCCCGUUACCGAACAUGACUAUGUCCCAAGUGAUCCCCCUCUUCGCCAAAAAAGGGUUCUCCGUGCAGGAAAUGGUGGCCCUGAUCGGCGCACACACCAUAGGGAUGUCGCACUGCGACCAGUUCGUCCACAGGCUCUUCCGCUUCAGCAAAACUUCGGAAACUGACCCCGCCUAUAACCCGGAGUACGCGGCGGGGCUGAGGAAACUCUGCGAGAACUACACGAAGGACCCUACCAUGGCGGCUUACAAUGACGUGAUAACUCCGGUGAAGUUCGACAACAUGUAUUUCAAGAACUUGCGGCGAGGGUUGGGGUUGCUGGCCACUGACACUGCCCUCUUCACUGAUCCCAGAACGAAGCCCUUCGUUGAGAAAUACGCCGAUGAUGAAGCCAAGUUCUUCCAGGACUUCGCUCUUGCCAUCGAAAAACUCAGCGCCUUGGACGUCAAAACCGGAAAGGAUGGAGAGGUUCGGAACAGAUGUGAUGCCUUCAACGCGCUUUAUGGGUGAUCUCAGACAUUCACAAAGAUUGCACUUUUCGCUUUC